Messenger RNA from Spirodela intermedia, 10089 nucleotides. The record is from the annotation of a GenBank genome assembly. NCBI's taxonomy places the organism in Eukaryota, Viridiplantae, Streptophyta, Magnoliopsida, Alismatales, Araceae.
AUGAAAAAUUAUUCAGGCCAACGUUGGGAAGGAUAGGGUGUUGUCAUCCAUGAGUUGUUAGUGAUUAAUCACUGUGGCUAGAGAAGUAAUGCUAAUGAUAUAUUUGAAGGGUGGAUCUCUUAUUACCUUCUUUUUCACUUGAAAAACCGACUAGAUUCAGAGCCUGAAAUUAUAAGAGUUAGUCCUUAAAUAGUCUCUGAUGUGAACGCUCAACUCAACUUUCUGCAGAAUGAUGCAUAAAUUUUUAUGUACGAAAUCAAAAAUCAGACUGAAUGCAAAUUAAGAGCAAUUUUAUGGUGCAACACUGCAUACCAGGCAUUAAGAACAUUAGGCUUCAAAAGUCAACGGCUUACAGGCUGAAAGAUUUUUAUUUGUUGUCUUAUUUUUUAUCAACUCUUUAUUCCUCUAGAAAUUUCUCUCUAAAACUACCUUGCCUUUUCGGUUGAAUCCAAGUGAACUAAUUUUCUUGUUUGUGGUUUAGAUUACUGAUGUUGUUUGGAUCGAAUGGUGAUCAUGACACAACAUAGUGACAUUAGUUUUAUGUUUUCUAUUACAACUACAGGAUGACAAUAGUGCCAUAUCAAGAGUUUAUGAAUCCUUUUUAUCGGAGUAUCCUUUAUGUUAUGGUUAUUGGGAGAAGUACGCAAAUCAUAAGGCACGUUUUUCGGUUGACCAAGCAGUAGAAGUUUAUGAAGAAGCUGUGAAAGUAGCUACGUAUUCUGUUAAUUUGUGGGCCAAUUAUUGCAGCUUCGGUAUGCAAUUUUAUGAAGACCUUGAUGAUGUUCGAAGGUAUUUCAUGCCUAAAUAAUCAUGGUUAUGUUAUUAGAAACAUUAAUUGUGAUGCUUAUUUAUUCGAUUGAUGAUGUGAAAGCAGAACAUUUUAGCGACAUCAGUGAUAUUCUAUAAAUUUCAACAUUUGUCACUAAUAAAGGUGUAUAAGUAAGGUUGUUAGUGAAUUGACAAGCACAUGAUGAGCAUAAUCUUUUUUGGAAUAUUUUAAUUUCAUGCUUGCUUUUGAUGAUUACAAAAUCACAGUUUAUGCCAACUGGAUUGAAGUUUUGCUGUCCACUGGCACUUUUCACGAGUUCAGAUAGAGAGCAUAAUGCUCUCUUAGUUGGCAUAGGUGUUGAAAACAUUAUCAGAAAUAAAGAAAGUGUUGAGAGCAUGUUUACUUGUCUGAGCACAUCUCGUUACGAAUUAAAAUCAUAGUACAUAGAACUAGCAAUUAAUCUAGGUCAAUGAUAAAGUUGGUCAAUGAACGUGUUGUAAUAUUGACAAUUAACAAGAAAAGAAUUAGGAUUGCGCACUGAAAAAUUAAGUUGUUCAAGGCUUAGUAAUUUGACAUGUUUGAUAUCGAAGAACAGGACAGUAAUCUUCUAAAAGAGUUUUGUGCAAAGGAAAUCUUAACAACAUUACAAUGCAGCCAAGAUGUUUGUGCCAUUGAUGCAUCUCUUUGUCUCUAAGUACUAUUUUACCUUGUAAAAGACAAGAAAGCCAAAAUUUCACAAGGUUAUAGAUGACAGAGGCAUCUUUUUUGAUGACUAUUUUCACUUGUUUCCUUUGUCAUCAAAUGUCAAAAAUUCACUAGCUAUGGAAGAAGAGAGUAGACGAUAUAAAAUCUUAAUAACCCUACGAUUGAAGGAAGGUUAGUCAUAAGUGAGAGGAAAUGAAGAACACUGGACGAUCCUGGGUGAUCAACAAUUUAAGUCACGAAUAAGAUAUGUAAUAAUACCGAGAGUGAGAUUUUUCGUACCUAUUUCUGGUGAAGGAGUGGGGCAGGUCUCACCUAAAUUGUGAAAGAAUCUUCUUGAAGACGAAUAUUAGCUGAUGACGUAAUACUACGACAAGAUUGAGAAGUAGCUGCAACUCGUUUGAUUUAGUGAUCCUCCUUGCCAGGGUAUUUGAGGUGUUCUGAAGAGAUUACAUGCUGAAAUAGUCUUCUUUGAAGGGGGCCUAUUGACAAAACAUAGUCUGUAAUUAAAGAUCAAAUAAAAUUCACAAGUAACCUCAUCUUAACAAAUUCCGUUAAUGAUGUCAUUUAGUUUUCUGAACAGGUUUUUGGAUCAGUAUGAAUGUUGUUCUUUAUUUUUUUUCUGCUGUGGUUUAAUUUUCAUAUUUCUUGUUGCUAAAUUAUCUUUAUGAAUGGUUUAUAUUUUGCCUUAUUUUUUGUCUUUUUUGGACUAACAGUCAUUUCGGAUCAGUAUAUUCAGCCAGUCAUUAAAUUACGUUCCCACUGAUCUCGUUAACAUUCAUUUGGUAAAUGAAUGGUAAUUUAUUUUAUUUUCUUCAUAAGAAAAGAAUCAAGGUGGAAAGGUCAUUGUUGGCUAUAUAGAGUUAAAAAUAUUUCUUCUUAUAUAUUACUCCCCUUUUACUUGUUGCACUUUUUUAUUCAUCAAUGUUGUCAUCAUCAUCUGCAAAAUCGCUGUUGACCGGGGUGAGCUCAUGAGUCCUAUUGUGCCAGCCUACACUAACUGUUGUUAAACCAAGAAAAAAACGGAGAUUUCCAUUCCUUUUGUUAAUUUUGUUGUGUGGGCAGGUUGUAUGAAAGAGGUUUGACAUUUGUUGGAAAAGAUUACCUUUGCAACAAUUUAUGGGACCAAUAUCUUGCAUUUGAACAUUCUCAUAAACAAUGGAGUCGCCUUGUUGAUGUGUACAUUAGAAGUUUGAGAUUUCCAACCAAAAAAUUGCAUAGUUAUUACCAGAGGUAUGAUUGCUAUGUUUUUAUAAUUAUUUCUAAUUUUAAUAGGCAUACCUCAUAUUUUGAGUAGGAUGUUUAUUAUCUGACCGGUCAGCUUCAAGAAGCUUGUUAUCAGCUUGGAAGAAGAAAUUAAAUAUCAAAAUAUUUGGAUGGAUUUAACAGAAGGUUCAGUAGCAAGUGAGCUGGGAGACUUGCACAGUGUUAAUGAUUCAAGAAUUAGAAGUAUUAUCAGUUUUCUUCUUGAUCAGCCAGCUGCCCUCUAUAGAGGUCAAACGCUCAAGACAAUUUUGACAAUUGGGGAAUAUUUCUAUCGGAGAUCAUCUGAGAUUGAUGAAAAGAUUAGUUUGUUUGAAUCUCGGAUUCGAAGGCCUUAUUUCCAUGUAAAGCCGCUUGAUAGCUGUCAGCUUCAAACCUGGAAUCACUAUCUUGACUUUGUUGAGACACAAGAGGAUUUUGAUUGGGUAUAAUUGCUCUAUUUUUCAUCUCUGUUUUAGUUACUGUUUCCUUUCUGGUGAACAUCUGUAAUUUCUAUUUGCUUUUAUUUACAGACUGUAAAACUCUACGAGAGAUGUUUAAUUCCUUGUGCUAAUUACCCAGAGUUCUGGGUCCGCUACAUUGAACUUAUGGAAGCAAGUGGAGGUAGGGAGAUUGCAACUCAUGCAAUUGAACGGGCAGUGACAACUUUUCUCAAGGUAAGAAGUUUUAAAAAACUAAAUGGCCCUGUUUCAUUCCUAAUAUAAGUUCUCAAUUUUGUAUAUAUUAGGUCAAGUUAAGUUCAACCAUUUCUAGUGCAAUGAUUGUGUCCUAAUAAUUUCCUCAUGAUUUAUUUGUUGAUGGUGAAUUUGUGCUGGGUUAUAUGUAACUGAGGAGAUAUAUCAACCAUGAUGCUUAGCAAUACAGUAUGGAGAGACUGAGUGAAAGUGGGUCUAGAAAGCAAGCCUUCUUUUAUCAUAACUUUUCGAUUUGGAUAUCCCUGAAUGUUAAUCUCUAAUUACACAGUUUGUGGAUGCCCUCUUAGGUCAAGGUCUGGAUAGUUGGGAAUUUUUUUUUUUGAUCUGCGGGGUCCUAAUCCAAUCCCAGGUUGGAAUGGAGUGACCAAUCUGCUGUCCGAGGAAACAUAAUUUUUUUGAAAAUUUAGAAAAUAUUUAAAUCCUGAGAUUAUUAAAUGUAAUUGUGAAUUACUUACAAUUUAUAUCUAAAAUGAAUAAGUAUACUAUCAAUUAAAAGGAUCAAAUUGCAUGAUCAUAGAUGAGCAAUGUGGUACAAGAAAAUAAAUGAUAGAAGUAUGCACUAUGCUAGAUUGUAAAUAAGAGUGUAGGUGGAUACUGUAGGAGAUUGUGAUGCUGGUCCGAUUUGGUUAAAUUUUUUAUCACUAUGAAGCAAAGCCACGAUCUCUUAAUACCUUUCAGAUUUCUUGGGAAAUGUGAUUUCCUUCUUUAUUGCUCUUCCUUUAAUCUCUGUAUCCAUACGUGAUACUAGUGAACGGAUAUCAUUUUACUGCAUUUCCAUGUCAAUGACGUUUAAUAUCAUCUCUAAUAAAUGUAUCGUAGCAGGGUAUGUUGCAAGGUAGAAGGGUUGGUGUGCCUAGUGAAGCAGUUGUGCUGCUUCUGGGCUGUGGGAAUGGAAGGCAUUGUGAUGCAGGGAUGGAGAAUGAUAUCGAGGAUUAAAUCAGCCUCUCUCACUCUCAAUCUAGAUUGGGUUGGUCAGGUUUCUAGUAUUUGAGUUAUCUAAACUUUACCGCCAUGAACUCUGCUUGCAGUAGAUAUUUUUCUUUAAUCCUAGUUGCCUUGAAUUAGAUAUUUACUACAUGAAGUAUAUAAAGGGGCAGCUGUUAAAAGAAAUGUCGUACAGAGAUGUAGAAAUUGGAAGAUAGAAGAGAAGACUGAGUCCCCUCUUGUAAGACACUGAGAUAAUGGAGGAGAAACUGGGGUUAUUCACUCAGGGGAAAGAGCUCAUUUGAAAUUAUAAUCCAGUAUGGAGUCAGUCAAAUUAUCUAAAAUGAGGUAACCAGAUAAAUGUAACAUGCUUGCAUGUAGUAUGGAAGGAUGGGUAAAAAUAGUUUUCCAUUUCAAUCGCAGUGCUCACGUUUCUUUCCUUUUAUUGCAAAGGUCAUUGACAAUCUUAAAAUUAGUUGAUAUACUAGAUAGCUUUUAUGCAAUGGCAAUCACAAUGGUUCUUAAUGGAGAGCAGAGGGUUCCACAGUUUCAUGAAUAUUGUGCAAAGGUCAAGGAGCGCAUAGGGGAUGCAGCUGGUGCACGUAGUUCCUUGGAUUACAGCAAAACAGAGUUUCUGCCCAAUUUUGUUGACAAUAUCAAUCAACAGGCAAACAUGGAAAAACGUCUUGUAAGAAAAUGUCUUGUAUUAAAGUGAAACAUUAUCCAAGUAAAAUUUAGAUGAUCACUGAGAAGUUCGUUUUUUCAGGGAAAUGUUGGAGCAGCUUAUUCAAUCUACGAGAAAGCAAUUGAAAUGCUUAAAGAUAAGCAGGAUCUGCGCGUUUUUUGUCUUCUCCAUAUGCACUUUGCCAGAUUUGCAUACGUGGUAGGGACUUUAGUACAGUUUGAAAGAAAUUUUAUUCUCUAUCUUUGCACACUACUAAAAUGUCUGUGACAUAACCACGUUACAGGACUGAAGAAUGGACUUACUAUGCUUGAGAUGGAUAGUUAUUUUAAACUGGGGCUCAUAAAAUGCUGUUGCACAUUUGCCGCCUUCUUUCUUGAAGAAUUAAAACUGAUUUCUAUGUACAUUGGUUGUUUCUAUGUACUUUCUAUGUGAACAUCAUGCUCGCAUGAAAAUGAGUGCAACUGAACCUGAUGUCCUGAUAAUCUAAAUUUGAUAGUAAUAACAAAAAGGAAGCCUGGUCUUCAUUGUGAACACUUUUGCAUAAAUUAUUGAAUCUCCAGUAUACCCUAAUUGUUGGUGCCCCGGAUUGCAGUUUUCUGACUCUUUUGUGCACCAGAACCCUGCCUUUGGCAAGUUGAACACAACCAUUCAUACCGUCAAUGUCAUGUGCGGCCUGCCUUUGAUGUGGAAUUGAUCUUAGCCCACCUUUAUCAAUAUGACGUGGAUUUCGUUAGAUUAGAAGAAGACAUCAAGUUAAUGUCAAACACAAUAUUCAUGUAGACCGAGGAAGUGGUAAUGUCAAACACUAAAUAUUUUAUUUCAACUUGAGUUAAUGAUUCACUACGAAUGAUAAUCCCUGCCUAGUAGUAUCCAAGGAUGAAUGAACUUGUUAGGGCACUCUAUAAAAAACAAGCAUAAUCUGGGCUUAUGGGCCUAUAUCCUCAAUGAUUAACUGGGAUACUAAUCGGAGACAGUGUGAGUUUAUGCUCUAGUAGAUUCAGUAACAACACUUCUACAAUGAAGGAUACUCUUAUUAAGAUUUUUCUUGAGGGAUAACCUGAUUCUAUUUCAUCAAGAUUAUCCAUCAUCUUAAAAAUAUAUUUACAUUAACCUUUAGUUCAUGAACGUUUCUGGAAUUGAUCCUGGCUUAUUUUAACACCGCUGGAUAUUUAUAGGAAAAUGAAUCAAAUUGUGUAAACCUUCAGGGAACAUAAACAAUUUGAAAGAUGAUUCAGUUAAGAGAUCAGUCAAUGCUCUGUGAAUAACCGUGAUCGCAAUUGAUCCAAAAGAGUAAUCUGUUGUAUUUGGCGCAAAAAAUUUAGUUUGAGUUCUCAUUAUGCAUGCAAUCAUGAAUUGCUUCGUUCCAGCUUCGGAAUUCCAUGACAAUAAUGUACGAGGAGACAGUUGACAAUUGGGAGACAGUUGUCAUACUCAUUAUCCUGCUCAUCUUUGAACUGAAUUCUGGAUGUAUCUCUAUUGUUUUCCUGACCUGGGGUUCCGCAUAAUUAUUCUGCUUGAUUUUUCCUGCCUAGAAAGAAAACGUAAUAAAAACAGAAAUCAGUUCAAAAUAUUUAUGUGAAGGCCAUUCACGUCGUCAAUUACCGUGUAGAUUCACGUUGAUCAAUUGAAAGUGAUAAAUAUUAAAGCUUGCUGAGGAAAAAUAUGAUAGUAAAAUUAUAUCCACAGAUGGGGCAUUUUUUUUGUGUACCUACUGGGUAUAUUCAGUAGAAUUAUUUUUCGAUUUUAUCUCAUGCCUAUUAUCUUUCAGGUAACUGGUGAUUUAGGUGCUGCCAGAGAAGUUUUUAUCAAAGGGAUAUCAAGGGCGCCUCACUGCAAAUCACUUUUUGAGGUUAUAAAUCAUUUUUCUCUUUUGGUGUCAAUUAAAUUCAAUUCCUGCCCCCCGUUUCUCUUGUCAACGAACUUUUUUCUCCAAAAGAUUUAGGAGUCUGGUAUAUAAAGCAGGGGUGUUGUAAAAUGCUUGCUGCUUAAUAGAAGGCUACUUUAAAGUAUUCUAAGCACUUACAUGUGUGUGUGCCUGUUAAAGACGGAAGAGCUGUGCUGAUUGCUAGAGGGGCAAGUACGAAGAAAGAGGAAGCAAAGCAGAGCACGCCAAAGCAGCAAAAGGGCACCUUUACGGAUUAUAUUUUUGCCCUUUCAAGGGCGGUUCAGCUUUCUACGUUUCUGUUCUUGUCAUUUUCUUGAUUUUUCUGUUAUGAUCUUUCUCCAGUAUUUAAUUUUCCUCUGAAAUACUUUGAUUGUCUACUAGAUUAGGAAAUCUACAGGUUUAUUGUCCUUAUAAUCAUAGCUUUUACAUGAAUUUUUGGGUGCUAUCUGCUCGUCAUCGGACCAUCAAUUUCUUUGUUGUUUUUUUACUUUUACAGGGAUUAAUUACAUUUAUGUCUAUCCAUGGAGGGACAGGAGAAAUUGGUUGUGUAGAUUCGAUUGUGGAACGUGCCAUAGUUCCAGAAUCAGGUGUGCCCCUUGCAUUAAGCCUUACCGACAGAAAGGACGUGUCUGAUUUAUUUUUGCAGGUAUGCCAUCCAAUGCCAUUUAUAUCAUUCUUCUCUUUGAUAAUUCAUGAUAUCUCUGCAAUAUUCUUCACUCGAAUUUGGAUUUAACUAAUUAAGGUUUCAUAGAAUCUUUGUAUCGUAGUAUUACUAAACAUGAAUUAUCAAAGGAUGCAGCAGCCAUUAAAACUUGCAUGAAAUAAUUUAGGGUUCUGUGCUGAGGAUUUGAAGUGUCAAAGUUGAUGCUGGAUUUGCCUUGAAUCUGUCCUAGUUGAUAAAUGGAAUGAUCCACUGUUAGAUCGUUUCACAGAAUUCAUCUUAAUGUAUAAAUCCCGAAUAAUUAGUGUCACUACAAAGUUGUGUUAGUGGGGCUAACAUUCUAUUUCUGUGCAUCUUGGAAUCAUUUUACUUUUUAUGAGGGCAUCAUUCUAAAAAGUUGGAUAUUUAAGUUUAAUCUUCUCAUUCAACAUUAUCUUCGAAACAGUUUGUGGACCUUUGUGGGACGGCACAUGAAGUCAGAAAGGCUUGGGCUCGUCACCUGAAAUUGUUUCCACCUGCAGAAAAAGCUACUACCAACGGCCCUGAGCUCUUGGAGAAGACUAAGGAGAUAACUGGUGCAGGAGAUCAUGAUCAUAAGCCUGGGACACGUCAUAUAGAUAGAGAAGAAACUGAAGAAGACGAUGCCCACUCUUCAAAGAAAACUCCUGCCCUCCUGGAGGGGGCCACUGCACUGGUCACCAAGUCUCAUCCAGCCGUAGCUAGUGACAGCACUGAUGAAAAGCCAGACCGUUCUCGACUACCCAAUGAAGAAAAAGAGCAGUCUAAGCAUUUGCAAGCUAUUCAGCCACCAACAAGCGCCAGUAUGCUGCAACAAGAAGAUCAUUCAUUCUCUUCUCUUGGUCCUCCUGCUUCCUCAGCACGCGGUGAAGAGGAUCAAACUCCCCUACUGCUGGGUUGUGAGUCUCAUGAUGAUUUAAGACCAUCUCUUGAGAGCCUUUCCAUAUGUUUGGCCGAUGAAGCUGAGUCCAACCCAAUCUCUCCUCACAGAGGCAAUAGAGCUCCUCAGGGCCCUUAUGAGGAAAACAAGCGUGAGGUUAAAACAGCCCAACACAGAGCAUCUACAAUGCCAGCAACACCGCAGAGUCCCACAGGCAACAAUUGCACGCCUGAGCGAAAUCUUCCUCAAGAAAAAGUAAACACCUUUGAGAUAAGUCAACUGCCUGCAGAAGAGGCCGCUGAUCCCAAAUAUCCUCAGACGUCUGAAUGGCAUUAUGGCGGGCAGCCAUCUGAGCUUCAACCCAGGUUACCAGGAUAUGCCCGAACACCACAGCAUCAACAAUGGCAGGUUCCUAUGCAAUUUCAAUAUCCUCCUUACGCUGGAUUUAAUCCACAAGCUCUCCCAUCUCAGGCAUACGCAUAUCAGCCACAGUUUUGGCAACCAAAUAUCCAAAUGGGCGGCCAGAUGCAGGGCCAGUAUCAGAUGACUGCGGCCCCGGGGUUAACUCCCUGGUCCAUGUUCUGGCAACCACAGAGUCUACCACAGAGUGGUGUGGAUGAAAGUCAACAUCAACUAUAUCAAAAUCAUUUGCACGAUGCCCAUGGUGUCUCCCCUGAGUUGUGGCAUUACUACCAGCAGCAAUUGUACUAUAUGCAGCAGCUGCAGCAAGGUAGCAUCCAGGUACAGCAAAAGCAAGAACCUGGGCCGCAGCAGAAAAAUGCCCAGUUACAGCAUGAUCCUCUGCGACAGCAACAACAAGAUGAGCAACAUCAGCAGCAGCAUCUUCAGCUGAACAUCCUUCAGCUGCGGCAUCUACAAAACAAAAUGGAAAUGGAUCAUUUGCAGCGGCAGUGGCAGCAACAGGAGCUUUGCCAAGCCCAGGAUUCGCAUUUGCAGCAUCAUCCACAGCCACAAUGUCAACCAGACGACUCACGUGAGACUUCACCCACGCAGGAUUCUCCAAAACCACGACAAGACCAGGUACAGCAGUAUGUUCAGCACCAAUCCAUUCAGCAGAAGAAUCAGCUGAUCUUGAGCCACCAGGAACAUCAACAGCAGAUGUACUUGCAACAGCAGCAAGUGCUUCUGCAACAGCAGCAGCUGCUGCUUCUUCAACAGCAGCAGCAGCAACAACAACAACAGAAGCAGGAGACCGGAACCUUGCUUGACGCUAAGACUUCAAGAGACAAUUACGAUUUACAGGUAUCUAUCACCGGGCUUGUCUUCGUCUAUAUUGCAGCCGAGUCUUGGAAUCAGUUUUGAAAAUUUCGACCUAAUUACUGACGUAAAAAUCUUUUGAGGAUAUUCUGCUCUUGCGAAUCCUGAAUCCUCGAUUCUCCUGAUAUAUAGUAACAUAAUGUCUUAGGUUCUUCGAUGGAGAAUCAGCUGUAUGCUUCUGUGAAUCCAGAAAAUAUUUACAUCACCCGCGCAUGGGUACUAACUAAUUGGGCCAUGUCGCUCGUCAGAUUCUAGCACCUACUCGAGUUGCUGAAGAAGACGGCGCUGUUCAUCCAAUACCCCAGCCGCCGAGUGCCCCGAUCCAAUGA